Molecule: messenger RNA, 2489 nt
Organism: Caenorhabditis elegans
Lineage: Eukaryota; Metazoa; Nematoda; Chromadorea; Rhabditida; Rhabditidae
Gene: czw-1
Product: Centromere/kinetochore protein zw10 homolog
Exons: 5
Coding region: 18-2354 (778 amino acids)
Biological process (GO): mitotic cell cycle
Cellular component (GO): chromosome, centromeric region; nucleus; spindle
Source: RefSeq, marked reviewed
GCUGUGAAACUUAAAAAAUGGCGUCAUCCGAGGGAUCCUAUAGAGAUCUUGAGAAAAAACUGAAAAAUGGACUUACUUCAAUCUCGCAGGACAUUGUGGACAAGUAUGGAAACCUGAAAGUGUCACUCAAUGUUAACGCGACAGCCAAGCUUAUUUUCGACCGACUUGAGAACCUCGAGGAUAUAGCUGAAAUGUCUACUCGAAAUCUGUCUAACUUAAUUGAUCAGACAGCAAAGGACAGCCCCGAAAUGCUCGCAGAGAUUAAAUCCCAAGCUCAAAGCUGCGAAAAUCUGGUGGAAUUCCUGCAAUCGAUGAAAAAUGUCGAAGAACAAUUGAUAAUUAUGCGGAGUAAAACAACGAAUCGUGUAGAAUGGGGAACUGCUAUUCUUGCUUGUAAAGAUUUUCUCAAUGACACAAACAUGCUGCUUGAAGGAAUUGGACGAGACGGUUUCGACAUGAGUGUUCCAUUGAAGCAUUUUGCCGCAGAAUAUUCGGUUUUAAGCUACAAUUGUCGUUACCAAUUGUCCGCUGACUACGAAAGAGCAAUGAAUGUUCCAAAACUGUCAAAACAGAAAUGUGGAGAUCGUACAAAUGUUUCUUUCUCAGUAUUCAAUGUUGGAAGCGUGGAAGAUCAGAAAAUGCUGAACGAAACUCUAAGUGCUAUGAAUAUGAUUGGACAAUUACCAGAACGACUGGACGCUUGGAAAAUCGUUAUCUUGAACGUGUUCUGUGAAGCGAUUGUUGCUAGCCGCGAUGGUGUUGACGUAUAUAUUGUGGAUAAUCCAACACCUGAUCAGACAAGAUUCUUGAUAAACCAAAAACCACGUGGCAAGAAGGACAAGACUAUUGAUGUCGCAAAAGUUCUCGAGUCAAUGGAAGUGUUUUUUACGAAGUUGCACUCCGUUCUUCAUUCUCACGAACUGCUGGACGCGACUGGAAAGACUUUCACGUCGAUGAUCGGAAGCGUUAUUGAGGAACAACUGAUAACUAUGAUACUGAAAGAUGUAAUUGCGAUUGCAGCACCCGUCACUGAAACUGCUGACGAAGAUCAGGAGAUGUUCAUUAAUUUGUUGCAAAUUGGAGAGGUCUUUGUCGAAAGAAUGAAGGAGCUCGGAUUCUUUUCUCAGAAAGCAAAGUUGCUGUUCACUCUUGACACGGACACAAUUUUUGUGACUCGUCGUUGCUUUGCGAUCGUUUCAAAAGCGAAUAAAUUGAUAAAUGAAACGUAUGACAAACUGGUUACAGUUGGAGUUGAUGAUUCAGCCAUCAAGGAUAUUGAUUUGCUUGCAAAGGCUCAUACACAUGCCGAACAUUUUGCUAAAGAAUAUGGAAAAGAUCUUGGACGUCUUUGGAGCCAUAAUGAAGAUUCGCAGUUUCCAUCAUUCUUCGCUUUCCAGAAAUGUACAGUCAGUGAAUCAACUAUCAACUUUGUCAAUCUUCUCCGUGAUAACGUGAAGGCUGCGUUUGCCUGUGAAGAUGAAGGUGCUCGUGCGAAACUCGCUCUUACCGCCGAGAAUAUUGUUCGUCUCUACGUGAUUCUCACACCAAGGAAGCAUGCUGAGUUGUUCAGUUCGAUCCCGAACAUGGCUGCCAUUUUUUACAACAACUGUCAUUAUAUAUCACACUGCAUUAUGACGAUGUCGUUUGAGGCUAGUGGUGACAAUCAGAAGACGUUAUUGGAACCAUUGCUCCUUGAUUCUGUUAUCAGAUUGCGUACUGUUGCCGCUGAUUGCAUGGAAAAGACACUGACAAGAUGCCGUCGCGAAAUGACUGCUUAUUUGGAGGAUCAUAGCAUCUUUGAACACUUGCCUGCAAGUUAUAAGACUACAAAGAAUACAUUUGCUGCUGCUGAAGAGAUGUCCGAGUCGGCUGAUAUUCUUGUUCCGAGAGAAGAGCCAAAAAUUAUCAAAUGUCUUGCCGCCUGCCUUCUUCAUAUUCGCCUUAUUGCAAAAAAUCUUCGUGAACCUUUGACUGAGGUGGUAUACUGUAAGGUGAUUGGAUCACUCGUCUCGUUCCUGUUGGAUUCUCUUGUGCGCCACGUUGUCACCACUUCCGAUUUCCGCGAAAAUGAUGCUAACGUGAUGGCUGACGUUUUCAAAAGACUUUUGGAAGUUGUUGCCAAUAUUGUCGCCUAUAAGGAGCAGACAAAAGUGACCGAUUUCUGUGCUCGAGAGUAUUUCCGUCUUAAUGAAAUUGUGUUCGUUCUUGGAAACAGAAUGCAGGAUAUCGAGCAUCGAUGGUUCAACGCUAAGGGUCCAAUGGCAGAACAUUUGAGCCGAUCCGAAGUUGUUGGACUGAUUAAAGCAUUAUUCGCCGACUCGCAACAUCGUUCUGAUCUUAUCGCUCGUUUAUAAUGUGUAUUAAACUAAUUCAUAUUCUCUUCCACGCCAAUACAUUAUUCAUUUUUAAUUUUUAACUGGCGUUGUGUUUCACUGUUUUACCGGUUUCCAGUAUGUUUCCCCCAAUGUUUUCUGAAUAAAGUUAAACAU